This is a messenger RNA of Drosophila ficusphila, 466 nucleotides long. Its product is annotated as protein NATD1. Bases 201 to 398 code for a protein of 65 amino acids. The transcript has 2 exons. The record is from RefSeq and is a predicted model, not a curated record. Lineage: Eukaryota; Metazoa; Arthropoda; Insecta; Diptera; Drosophilidae.
UUACACCCAAAAUUAGAAAAUGUGUUCCAAAUUGCUUCCUGUUUUUUUGCUGUAUUGCGGUCGCCGAGCAUUUUCUAUCUGCUCAAAAGUGCAUUCUAUCCCCACAAGAAAAGAACCUUGUAACGCAAAUUGUUAUUCGGCACACUAGAGACAGAUUCUACAUCGAUUUGAAUGGACAUCGAGCGGAGUUACUAUAUUCCAUGAAUGGGGGAGUGAUGACCAUAACGAGUACCAAAGUCCCGAAAGAACUGGGAGGUCAGGGCAUCGGAAAGCUUUUGGCGAAGGCGGCACUGGACUACGCACUUCUGAAUGGUCAAUUUAUUAUCAUCAAGUGCCGAUUUGUGCAACAUUAUAUUGACAAAUAUGAACCUCAAUACGCUCAAUACAUAAUUAACUAAGGAAGCUGAUAUUUGGACUGACAAAAUUAGCAACAUUUUUUAUAUAUAUUUUUUCUAUAUCAGAAAAA